Messenger RNA from Australozyma saopauloensis, 1455 nucleotides. RefSeq names its product tRNA (guanine) methyltransferase. The record is from RefSeq and is a predicted model, not a curated record. Gene Ontology annotation, biological process: tRNA N1-guanine methylation; mitochondrial tRNA methylation. The transcript has a single exon. Bases 1 to 1455 code for a protein of 484 amino acids. Lineage: Eukaryota; Fungi; Ascomycota; Pichiomycetes; Serinales; Metschnikowiaceae. Gene Ontology annotation, molecular function: tRNA (guanine(37)-N1)-methyltransferase activity. Gene Ontology annotation, cellular component: cytoplasm; mitochondrial matrix.
AUGAAACCAUUCUUCUGUAUAUCUAGAUUACAGCAGAUAAGAAAUUUCGUGAACAAAUCAAGAAAGAGAACAAGAAUGGGUGCCGGUACAAAGUUCAGUCCGCCAAUAGAUAGAUCCAUGACCGUAUUGGAUCGGGCUUUUUUCCAAAAGAAAGUUCCUCUUCUAGUUGCAACUUUUCCUGAUCCCAAGUACUUGGGUGACUUUGUCAAGGUGUGCAAGGGCGAAAUUUUGCAGGUCAGUGGAAUCAAGCAUAUUAUUAAUUCCAACGGUACAAAGGGAGUUUUACUACGUGAUGACAUAGAUGAUUUGGAAACGUACAACCAGAAAUUGUCCGCGGCAGCAUUGGAGAAAAUCAAAGAGUACAAUAUUGAGGUCAAACCAUACAUUCUAGAUUUAGACUACAACUUCUGGAAAUCUGACGACAUUUUACAAGCAGUGCUUCCUGAGGAGCAUUUGCAAGAAUACCCAUCUGGAUUCGCUCAAGCAGGCCAUGUUGCCCACUUGAACCUUAGAAAAGAGUUUAAGCCAUACGGUAAAUUGAUCGGUCAAGUGAUUUUAGAUAAGAAUCCUAAGGUUGAGACGGUGGUUGACAAAUUAGACACCAUUGACACCAAAUUCAGGACCUUUGCAAUGGACAUCUUGGCCGGAAAGAACGAUCUAGUUGUCCAACAGAGUGAAAGUGGGUGCAAAUUUGUCUUUGACUUCAGCAAAGUUUACUGGAAUUCAAGAUUGAGUACUGAACACGAGCGCUUAAUCAAAACAUUUCAGCCAGGACAAGCCGUUGGCGAUGUUUUCGCGGGUGUGGGUCCAUUCGCAGUACCAGCUGGUAAAAAAGAUGUAUUGGUUCUCGCAAACGAUUUAAACCCUGAAUCUUAUAAAUAUUUAGUUCAGAAUGUCGCGGGCAAUCAUGUGGGCGAUUUUGUGAAGGAGUUCAAUCUUGACGGAAGAGAGUUUAUCAAGAAGUCGCCCACUUUGUUGUUGGACUGGUAUAACAACGUCAAAGUAAUCGAGAAGCAGAAAACAAUCAAGAGGAGAAAAGUCGAUCCAGAAUCCAAAGAGACUACAACAGAGAAAGUCACAGAAACAAAGAGGGUCUCUGUUCCCAAAUUCCUCUCUCACUACGCUAUGAAUCUUCCCGAUUCGGCAUUAACAUUCCUAGACGAAUUCAUUGGUCUCUAUACUAGAGACCCAGAGGUAGAGAAGGUAGCUUCAGAGGAUCCCGAUUUUAUUCUCCCGAUCAUUAAUGUACAUUGCUUCGAGAAGUUUAGUCCAGACGAGCCUGAGCCAUCAAUGGAGGAAUUGCAUAGACGUGUUCAUGCAAAGAUCAUCAAAACAAUUGAUUUUCAUAAGCCAUUUGAAGAAUUUGAUUUCCACUUAGUGAGGAGAGUGGCACCUACGAAACCCAUGUUCUGUGUGUCUUUUGAGCUCCCCAAAGAGGUCGCAUUCCGUAAAUAG